AUGAAGGCGCUCUUUAUUGGCAUCAAAGAAGCUAAGAAGCUUAAGAUUGACAAAUUAUGGGUGGAAAGUGAUUCAACAUCUGUGGUUACAGCUAUUCUCACAUCCAAGCUUCCAUGGAACUUCUUCCAAAAUUGGUGGACUGCAUCUGAAUUUCUAGACACCAUACAGUGGCGACUGACCCAUUGUUUCAGAGAAGGAAAUGGUCCAACUGACAAGCUAGCAAACCAUGCUGCACUCACCAAAGCAACUUCGACCUGGAACGCAACUUCAAGGUUCAUUUCGCAUCUGAUCACUUGGGAAGCAAUGGGACGUCCCCAUUACCGAUUCUUGUAA
This is a messenger RNA of Telopea speciosissima, 333 nucleotides long. RefSeq lists its product as uncharacterized. Gene Ontology annotation, molecular function: nucleic acid binding; RNA-DNA hybrid ribonuclease activity. The record is from RefSeq and is a predicted model, not a curated record. Lineage: Eukaryota; Viridiplantae; Streptophyta; Magnoliopsida; Proteales; Proteaceae. Bases 1 to 333 code for a protein of 110 amino acids. The transcript has a single exon.